AUGGCAGCAGUGGAUCUUGACACCAAUAAAAUCAAGGAUUGGCGAUCCAUAGUCACGCUCAUCAUUUUCGUUAUAACUAAUCUUUUUCUCCUCGCCAUCCUGGCCAUAGGUCGAGAAGAAGUGCACGAUGGGACGGUUGGGGCAAACAGUAUCAACCCGAUUGAUAUCAUGGUGUUUUUCAUCACAUUAGCAUACAUUGCUAUUUCGAUCGAUGCUUCCGGUCUCAUCAGAUUCUUGGCAUUCAAGGUACUUCAAAAGGGAGGCAAAGUUGGACACAGACUGUUCUUCUUUCUCUACGCAUUCUUCUUCUGCUUGGGAACUUUCAUCGGAAAUGAUCCCAUUAUCCUGUCUGGGACCGCAUUUCUUGCCUACUUGACUCGAGUAUCGAGUAACAUUAUACAUCCAAGAGCAUGGAUUUUCACACAAUUCGCAAUCGCCAAUAUUGCCUCGGCCAUCCUCGUCUCCUCUAAUCCGACCAAUCUUGUCCUAGCUGGUGCCUUCGGGAUUAAGUUCAUCGCAUAUACCGCGAACAUGAUCGUUCCAGUAGUUGUGACAGCAAUUGUCUUAUUCCCGUUCUUACUAUAUAUCGUCUUCGCCGACGAGGCUCUCAUUCCAUUUUCAAUCAAGAUGCACGAGCUCUCCGAGGAAGCUAAAGCUAAGAAACCCGUGAAUCCGAAUAUCCCUAAUGCUAAAGGAAACUCCGGCGAGGAACAAGAGAAUGAGCUUGCAGAGAAUAAACAGCUUUCUCUCGAAGAAAUUAUGAAUCCUUUCGUGGAUAGAAAGGGAGCAGCUUUUGGGGCCAUCCUCAUGACUGUAACACUCAUUACGGUCCUGGUACUGAAUGCUGUUAGCCAGAGUAAAGGCGAACAUCCAGUAUUUUGGGUGACUCUGCCAGCCGCAUUUGUGAUGUUUGUUUGGGACAUCUCACUCGGAUGGAUCAAUCGGCACGAAACACGCGAAAUUGCUCGCAAGGGACGACACGAAGUUGAACUUGCCCGAGCCGAGCGAGCGAUAAGAGAGGAGCAGGAAACGGAUCAAGUAGUUUUAGGACAAAAGCAGCGAGGUACCAAAACCACGAAUGGAGCGCUAACAAAAUCGCCGGAAGAAGUCGAAAUGAAGAGCCUGGAAGGUCAAUAUGGCAUUGUUACAGAGAAUAGUCGUGCCCCUACACUUCUGGUCCCCGAGAAUUUUGAUGGACAAAGCCAAAAAUUAAGUGAUCGCUUGGACUCAUCUAUCUCGACACUCGUCCCCAAGGAUGACAAUUUACAGAACAGUCGCUCUUCUACCAGCGCAAUGAGUAUCCUUGAUGAAAAGAAAGAGUCAAUUCGCGCAGAAUCUCCUUCUCCAUCACAAGGCGUAUUAAGCCCAAGAUUAAGUGGUCAAGCGGAGACGAACAAACGAGUAGCCUCCGAGCAAGUUUCCCGCAAAGUCGAGCUUCGAACGCAGCGCGGACGCCCAACAUUAGUUUCGCUUUUCGAGGAUACAUAUCUAUGGUCCCAAGAAACGUUCCCCACUGUCACAGCAGUCGUAUCCCAUCUCCCUUUUGCCCUCGUUCCAUUUGCUUUUUCAAUGUUCGUUCUCGUACAAGCAUUAGUGACCAAAGGCUGGGUCCCAGUAUUUGCUUAUGGCUGGGAUCACUGGGUCAAUAAGACGGGUACGGUUGGAGCUAUUGGUGGUAUGGGAUUUCUAUCCUGUAUCCUCUGCAACUUUGCAGGCACCAACAUCGGCACUACGAUCCUUCUCUGCCGCGUAAUUCAAGCAUGGCAAGACAUCCACCACAACAACGGACUCCCCAUCAGCGACCGCGUCUUUUGGGGCACCGUAUAUUCCAUGGCCAUCGGUGUGAAUUACGGGGCGUUUAGUACGGCGUUUAGUGCAUCGCUGGCAGGUCUGCUGUGGAGGGAUAUUCUGGGCAGAAAACAUAUUCAUGUGCGCAGGCUGGAUUUUGCAAGGGUUAAUUUGCCAAUUAUAGCGAUUUCUAUGGCGGUGGGGUGUGCGGUGCUCGUGGGGCAAAUUUAUGUGGUUAGGACUAAUGAUCCUUAUGAUGCGUGA
Messenger RNA from Sclerotinia borealis F-4128, 2052 nucleotides. NCBI's taxonomy places the organism in Eukaryota, Fungi, Ascomycota, Leotiomycetes, Helotiales, Sclerotiniaceae. The record is from the annotation of a GenBank genome assembly.